This is a messenger RNA of Annulohypoxylon truncatum, 747 nucleotides long. RefSeq lists its product as uncharacterized. NCBI's taxonomy places the organism in Eukaryota, Fungi, Ascomycota, Sordariomycetes, Xylariales, Hypoxylaceae. Bases 1 to 747 code for a protein of 248 amino acids. The transcript has 3 exons. The record is from RefSeq and is a predicted model, not a curated record.
AUGGAUCCCACUCACGGCUUCAACGCUGGAGGCUACCUCGUGACCACUGAAGCACAGCCCGUGGCCACUGUUUAUGCUCCUGCUCCGGCAUCUCAGUAUUAUCCCAGCCCCUUCAUGCGAGUCAACCAGUGGCUACACGCCACCCACCAGCAGUAUGCUGUGCCUGGUUUUCCACAGGAUGGAAGUCAUGUCGCUGCCGGUCCCUCAGUCCAAGACAACCUGGCCCAGAACCAGCAGCUGGCUCAAGGCUACUAUGCCCAGCCCGGACAGUACCAUGGUUAUCAGGCCCAACCUGGCCACGCUCAAGCUGGCAAUCUUCAAGGCGACCUUGCUCAGGGCAAUUCUGACAAUCAGAAACGCCGCAAGAUCAAAAAGGGCAGACGUGCCCUCAACAAGCGCAAGGGUUCUGCCAACGAGAACGAGAACUCUGCCGACGAGGUUAUGCCUCUUGUGCGCUGCCGCCUCUGCUUGAAAGUAUUCAAGUCGUGGAACAACCGCGCUCGUCACAUGCGAGCUGUUCAUAUUGGCACAAAGUGCUACCAGGCUGGAUGUGGCAAGGACCUCGGCAGUGAGAAUGGUCUUUCUAAGCAUCUGACUGAAGAGCACGAGAAGGCGGCGAGGGCUCUCGAUGGCGACAUACUCAAGUGCCGCUGGGGAGAGUGUGAGCGACACUUCAAGAGCAAUGCGGAGAUGCAUCGUCAUCUCAAGAAUCACAACGGCGAUGAUGGAGGCCUCCCUCUCGAGUAA